AUGGCGGUGGCGGAGGGGGCCUCCGAGCCCCCCUUGCUAGGGUGCAGGCGCGGGGAUGGAGGGACCGGCGGAACUCUCGGCCACAAGUUUGCAGGUCUGGCCGAUGUGUCAAUAUCAGAAGAUAUUCCCGUGGAAGGAGAAAUUACCGUUCCCGUUGGAUCCCGUUCUCCCGAUGAAGACUACUCCACCCUUGAUGAGCCUGUUAAAGAUACAAUUAUGCGAGAUCUCAAAGCUGUCGGGAAGAAAUUUGUCCACGUCAUGUAUCCCAAAAAAAGCAGCAGCCUUCUGAGAGACUGGGAUCUAUGGGGACCUUUGAUCCUGUGUGUUUUGCUUGCACUCAUGCUUCAGGGAGGUGCAGCGGACAGUGACCAAGACAGAGGCCCCCAGUUUGCAGAAGUCUUCGUCAUCGUUUGGUUCGGGGCGGUUGUCAUCACGCUAAACUCCAAGCUACUGGGAGGAACCAUAUCUUUCUUUCAGAGCUUGUGUGUGCUGGGCUACUGUAUCCUGCCAUUGACGGUGGCGCUCCUGGUCUGCAGGCUUGUGCUCAUGGCAGGUGUUGGCACAGCUGGCUUCAUUGUGCGCCUGUUAGUUGUCACAGCCAUGUUUGGCUGGUCAACGUUAGCAUCCACAGCUUUCCUGGUAGACAGCCAACCCCCCAACCGCAAAGCCCUCGUCGUCUAUCCCAUCUUCCUUUUCUAUUUCGUGAUCAGCUGGAUGAUCCUCACCUUCACAGAGUAGGAAUGUAGGAUCCAGCAAAGACUGCAGCACCAAACGAAGGUGGCUUGUCCAUGUCUUUUGUUUUGUAGACGUCUCUCCCUCUCAGUAGUUGUCGUCUUCACCCGUGUUGUUGUCAAUUUAUCUUGCCUGUAUUUAUAGUUGGGUUGUGAAGGGGUGAAGAGAUGAGUAGGCCAAGGCCAGGUUGUGAGCAGAGAGCCCUGUCGCUGUUGCGGGAGCCCGGCUGAUCCUUGCCUGCUUUUAUUUGCUUCUGCUGCUCUUGUAAAUGUGCACUGUGGCCCGGCUGGUUUGAAGAAUGGGGACGAUGGAGGACAAGUGUCCCAAAACCUUGAGUUGUCACUAGGACUGUUGAUGGAAGAAGACCUCAGAGGCCCAAAGUCACCAGGGCUCCUUGGUGUUUACAUUCUGAAUAUCUGUGGACUUUGGACAGGAGGUGAUUUCAGUCGGACAGCUGAAGUCAGAAGUUGGAUCAAGAGCCUUCUGGGUUUUCUGUGGCUUUUUUUAACCCACUCUAAAGUCUACGUCUAAACAAGAAGUGAGCGCAGCCUGCUUCAUAACCAGCUUGCCAUACCAGAAAAGCUUGCCACACCAGAAAACCUAAAUUCAGUACGGGCCUGAUGCGUCCGCCAUGCUUGGAGCAUUGAAGAUCUGCAGGGAGCUUUACGUUGGCCAACUAGAUUGAUCUACUUGAAGGGAUUUGUGGUUCUGCAGAGGAAGACCUGUCCACUUGGGCUGCUUCUCGGUUCUCCUCGCUGAUCCGGAUCCAGAGUGUGAAGUCACUGGAAAGGCUUCAGUUAAACGGGAUCUCCUAACUGACGUUUGGCCCAGAAGGCUUCUCUCCUGCAAAGCGCAGAAAAUAAAGAGCUCAGAUGUUUGCUCCUGGAGAAGAAGCAGACUCUGCUCACUUUUAUGUGUGAAUCUUUAUGCAGAAUUUCCAGUCUGCUCCGUCAUCUUGAUUGUGUUCGUUUGACCCAAAGAUAGGGAAGCCAGCCACUGGGGAAUUAAUUGUAAUGUAGUUGAGAGCAGGCUUCAUUGUUCUUAGAUGGCAGCUGGGCCUUUAGGAAGCGACCCUCAGAAAUGGGCUAACGAGCAGGAGUUUGGCGGCUCCCCUGCACAAAAAAAUCUGGGAUGCUUGACUGCCCCUUCCCUCCCCCUCCCCCACACCCGCAUGGAGCAAAUCCUGUUGUUAACAAAAGAUCCUGCCCUAACAGCCACUCUGGGAACCAGAAAAAUCUUAAUCAAUUUCCCAUUGGUAUCGGGAGUUCCUUUUACAACACAGAGAGAUGUUCUCUCCUGGAGUCGGUGGGACAAGAAUAAUCCCAAGAGGAGCCUUUCCAGGAAAACAGCCUGUCCUGUCUUAAAUGUCAAAUGAUGUCCGACUUCAGCUUUGCACUUUUAAAUUGGCGCCUCUUGUACAAAUGUGCUGAUAUUUCAGCCCAGGCGGUGAAAUUUAAAAUAAACUUGUUUUAAGGAUUUGAAAAAGCUGAAAACAUCAGCCGAUUAGUCAUGAGCUGGGGUGGGGGUGGCGGUAAUACUUUUUUUUACUGUGAUUAGGACUUCUCCUCGUUUUUAGGAACACCUAUCCUUCCAUUACGGUAAGAGACACUGAGCAGAGUUCCUGCUCCUUUUUUCUGGGGGUAGGGUUUUGCUAGACCUCUUCUUGUCUUAGAAUGAAUCUACAUGUUCAUUCUGCCUAUAAUUUGCCCUACACUUGAAUUCCAAACUCCAGACAGAGGCAUGGUUUAAACUUAUUAGAGUGUUAAGAAACAGUCUGCUUUGCAGAGCCAUCCAGCUGGACUUUGCAUUCUUGGCAGCGUCUCCGGAAUUGGCAAAAUAGGUUCCCUGUAAGAAGGUCGGCAGCCCAGGCCAAGGAAGGCUGGGUUGUUUAAACAACAGGACACCUCCUUUCUGAACUCCGGGACGGAGGUGUCCUCGAUCAUUUUCUGCCUGGAGUUUACUGAACUCUUUUGCCUCUCGAGGCAUCUGAGGUGUGGUGGAAACUGGUGUUUGCUCUCAUCCAGGGAAUCCUGCUGAUGUUUAAUGUGAAUCUCUCCCUGGCUUCUGAGGCUUGAGUUACUCUAUUUAGGGUUUAGUUUGACUUGUGGCUGCUGCUUCUCUCCUGUAACAGCUGAGAUGGGCAGAUAUACAAGCUUCUGCAAACGGGUAAGGAGACGGCCUUAAAUCGAUUCGGACCUGAAUGCAGACUUCCUCACUGGGCUGGAAUAAUUUUUCUGUUUCCUGAUUUUGAGAAUCAAGAUCAGAAAGGUUGCAGAGAUUGUGCAAUGCUUCCUCUCUUUCUCUUUUUCUCUGUCUCUGUGGCCAGGAGGAGUUAUAACUUGGCCAGGAAGAGACAACUCAGCCUAUGUGUAAUGACACAGAGUUGAUGCUGAACCCUCAGAGAUGUUGAAGUUAGCAUGACCUAAUUUUUAAAUUUCCGGACCAACCUGGUUUCCAAAUCCCUGCAUCCCUUUUGACACCCAAAAGAUGGGUUCCCUUUAUUUGCAGUUCCAUGUGGAUUCCGAUUUGUAAAAUGUUCAGAUCGCAGUUUAAGUGAUGGUGUGGGAAUCGGUUUGCUAAAUUUGAGUUUCGGCUUUGUUGUAUGUUUUCUUUUAGCUUUGCCUCCUCUUCAGAAGGGUGUGUGUGUGUGGGAAUGUGUGGCAAACGUCUAAGAACAGUGUCUGAGGACAGACUGAUACAGGAUAUAAACCUGAGGGCAUGCGGACGGUCACUCUUCCAUCAGGAGGUGAAAUCCUGCCUAGAAAGUUUACUGCAGUUCAGAGCAUUUAUGUUUUCUUGCCUUAAUAAAGCUGAGAGACAUUCUUAUCCCAAAACAACACUAAAUGUACCCGAUUAAACUGUAUUUACUUCCAGUUGCUCCUGAUUCCCUGGCAGCAGCAGUGGGAACCACCUUUGUGAAUCUUAAUACACUGUAUUGAGAUUUAUCUUGUGCAGAUCUCCUUUAGCUAGAGUGCGUGUUUGGGAUGGGGGAUUGCAAUAUGUAAAUAAUUUAAUUGCAGAUCUUUUGUAAAUAAAAUGCUGAAAGAGGCGUGUGGAGUUAUUAUCAUG
Pogona vitticeps (central bearded dragon) is the source of this 3801-nucleotide messenger RNA. The record is from RefSeq and is a predicted model, not a curated record. NCBI's taxonomy places the organism in Eukaryota, Metazoa, Chordata, Lepidosauria, Squamata, Agamidae.